Messenger RNA from Toxotes jaculatrix (banded archerfish), 4151 nucleotides. It is a transcript of the gene aco1, whose product is annotated as aconitase 1, soluble. NCBI's taxonomy places the organism in Eukaryota, Metazoa, Chordata, Actinopteri, Toxotidae. Gene Ontology annotation, molecular function: aconitate hydratase activity; iron-responsive element binding; 3 iron, 4 sulfur cluster binding. The coding region runs from base 126 to 2810 and encodes 894 amino acids. Gene Ontology annotation, biological process: citrate metabolic process; tricarboxylic acid cycle. Gene Ontology annotation, cellular component: cytosol; mitochondrion. The transcript has 21 exons. The record is from RefSeq and is a predicted model, not a curated record.
ACUCGAGGAGUAGGAGGAGAAGAAGAAGAAGAAGAAGAAGCAGCAGUAGUGAUUGUAACGCAGGGUUGAUCGCUGCUGUGUGUCCGGUGCUGCUCACACAAAUUCGUACCACGACAGAGAGGAGGAUGCCUGUGACUGUGAAUAAUCCUUUUCAACAUUUAGUUGAGCCUCUGGACCCCAAGGACCCAGAGCAGAAGUUUUACAAUCUUCCCAAACUUGGAGACAGCAGAUAUGACCGUCUGCCGUUCUCCAUCCGGGUCCUCCUGGAGUCCGCUGUCCGGAACUGUGAUGAGUUUCUGGUGAAGCGCUCGGAUGUGGAAAAUAUCCUCAACUGGAAGCAGACCCAGACUCAGACGGUGGAGGUACCGUUCAGACCGGCCCGCGUCAUCCUCCAGGACUUCACUGGUGUUCCUGCCGUGGUGGACUUUGCUGCCAUGCGUGAUGCGGUGAAGACUCUCGGCGGUGACCCGGAGAAGAUUAAUCCGGUUUGCCCCGCCGACCUCGUCAUCGACCAUUCCAUCCAAGUGGACUUUAACAGGAAGUCUGACAGCCUUCAGAAAAACCAGGAUUUGGAGUUUGACCGCAACAGAGAAAGAUUUCAGUUCUUAAAAUGGGGGUCUAAAGCUUUUAGGAACAUGCGAAUCAUUCCUCCUGGUUCAGGGAUUGUUCACCAAGUCAACCUGGAGUACCUGGCCCGAGUGGUGUUUAGCUACGAUGGGUACUUCUACCCCGACAGCCUGGUGGGCACAGACUCCCACACCACCAUGAUCGAUGGCCUGGGUGUCCUCGGCUGGGGCGUUGGGGGGAUUGAAGCAGAGGCUGUGAUGCUGGGUCAGCCGAUAAGCAUGGUACUUCCCGAGGUGGUGGGAUACAAGCUGCACGGGACCCCAGACAAACUCAUCACCUCCACUGACAUUGUCCUCACUGUUACAAAGCACCUCCGUCAGGUGGGCGUAGUGGGGAAAUUUGUGGAGUUUUUCGGCCCGGGUGUGGCUCAGCUGUCCAUCGCUGACAGAGCCACCAUCGCCAACAUGUGUCCAGAGUAUGGAGCCACGGCGGCUUUCUUUCCUGUGGAUGAUGUCAGCAUCCAGUACCUGGAGCAGACAGGGCGAGAGGCAGAAAAGCUGGCCUACAUCACAAAGUACCUGAAGGCAGUGGCCAUGUUCAGAGACUACAACGAUGUCUCUCAGGAUCCAGACUUUACUCAGGUUGUGGAGUUGGAUCUGAGUACAGUGGUUCCGUGCUGCAGUGGUCCCAAAAGACCCCAGGACAGAAUUCCUGUUUCUGACAUGAAGAAAGACUUUGAAACCUGCCUGGGAGCAAAGCAAGGCUUCAAGGGUUUCCAAGUGCCCCCCGAGCGUCACAGCACCGCGGUCCCCUUCCAGUUCAAUGAGAAAGAGUACACUCUGAGCCACGGCUCAGUGGUUAUCGCUGCUAUCACCAGCUGCACCAACACCAGCAACCCAUCUGUCAUGCUCGGAGCCGGACUCCUUGCUAAAAAGGCGAUCCAGUGCGGCUUGAGCGUGAAGCCGUACAUAAAGACCAGCCUGUCCCCGGGCAGUGGAGUGGUCACCUACUACCUGAAGGAGAGCGGUGUUAUGGACUACCUCUCACAGCUGGGCUUCGAGGUUGUUGGCUACGGUUGCAUGACGUGUAUAGGCAACAGCGGGCCGCUCCCAGAGCCAGUGGUGGACGCCAUAACGAAGGGAGAUCUGGUUGCUGCAGGCGUCCUGUCGGGAAACCGAAACUUUGAAGGGCGAGUCCACCCCAACACCAGAGCAAACUACCUGGCCUCUCCUCCGCUGGUCAUCGCUUACGCUAUAGCAGGCACCGUGAGGAUAGACUUUGAGAAGGAGCCCAUUGCCAUUACACCUGAAGGCAAAGAGGUCUUCCUGAGGGACAUCUGGCCCACACGAGAGGAGAUCCAGGCUGUGGAGAGAAAGUUUGUCAUUCCAUCCAUGUUCAAAGAAGUCUAUGAAAAGAUUGAGAAUGUGAAUCAACGCUGGAACUCCCUGGUUGCUCCCUCUGACAAGCUGUAUACCUGGGAUCCCAAAUCCACUUACAUCAAGUCACCACCCUUCUUCGACGGCUUGACCAUGGAGCUGCAGCCUCCUAAAUCCAUAACUGAUGCCUACGUGCUGCUGAACCUGGGAGACUCGGUCACCACGGACCACAUUUCUCCUGCGGGGAACAUCGCCAGGAACAGCUCCGCAGCACGCUACCUGACCAACAGAGGUUUGUCCCCUCGAGACUACAACUCGUACGGCUCUCGACGAGGCAACGACGCCGUGAUGGCCAGAGGGACGUUCGCAAACAUCCGCCUCUUCAACAAGUUCCUCAACAAGCAGGCGCCGCAGACCGUUCACCUGCCGACCGGAGAAACGAUGGAUGUGUUUGAUGCUGCGGAGAGGUACCAGCAGUCCGGCGUCCCUCUGCUGGUUCUGGCAGGGAAGGAGUACGGCUCGGGCAGCUCCAGGGACUGGGCAGCUAAAGGACCUUUCCUGCUGGGGAUUAAGGCAGUUCUGGCCGAGAGCUAUGAACGGAUCCACCGCAGUAACCUGGUUGGGAUGGGAGUGAUUCCUCUGGAGUAUCUGCCGGGAGACACGGCCGACAGUCUGGGGCUGACGGGCAAAGAGCGCUACACCGUCAUCAUCCCCGAGCAGCUCACACCCAGGAUGAUCGUGGACGUUAAGCUGGACACAGGGAAAACAUUCCAAGUGCGGAUGAGAUUCGACACUGACGUGGAGCUGGCGUAUUUCCACCACGGAGGAAUCCUCAACUACAUGAUCCGCAAGAUGUCUGAAAACUAACAUGACAAGUAGAGCACAAAGAGAGAGAGAGAGAAACAUGUUGAAUUUUUCGAAUUCUCAGCUACUGUCUGACAUUGGUUAGAAAUGCAAUGUUAAUAGAUGACAGAAGAAAAUACCGUCCAAUCAUUUUCCAUGUUUGGUGCCAAGAGCCAAUCAGAGAGAGCCAAACAAGUCUACACGAUACAUGACAGUAUUCUCAUUUUUGAGAAUGCUACUACGACUACACAGCAGAAGCUGGUGAAUAUACAGGAGAUGUGAAUACUGAGUGAAGAUAUGAAAAGUUUCACGUCAGCCAGAUGUCCUGCAGUAUUUCAUUCUCGUAAGAAUCUCUCAUUCCAACCUGCUCUGUGUGUGUGUGUGUGUGUGAGUCGACAUUUCCUGGUUUACGUUUGUCAUCGUGUGUGUACAGUUUCAGAGACGGCAGCAGAUUUGCAUAUCAUUCCAGUUUAUUACAACUUGGCUCGUAUUUAGUAUUUUAAACAGUUCUGAUAAGAUUUAACUUCGAAGAUGUGGAGCUCGGUUUCAGGACUUGUUCCUCAGUGUUACCACUGAUAAGGUGUUGCAGAUGUUUUCUGAUGAAGGAGACGUACUCAACACAUUCGUUAGCGCUCCAGCUGCGUGUGCUAAGAAACAGAGAAAGUACUCUCAUCAGAAAACAAGAGCCACGUUGUAAUAAACCAGAAUUAUUCUUUAGUCUUUAGGAACAAGGAUCAUGUUGAGAUUUAAAGUUCAUUGUUGACCAUAAUGAGAAGAAUAAACUUUAUAUGCGUCUCAGCUUCUCAGCCAACAUGGACGAGACCAUGUGAUGCAAUUAGAAGGUCUAGAAAAGCUACUGAGUGGAGUACAGGGUGUAGUUUAGUCAAUGGUUAUGUUGCUGUUAGAGCUUAUUGGUGGUGAUGGAUGUUCAUAAAUCGUAAAUCAAUCAAGAGAGAGUACUUUAUCAUUGGGGGUUCUCUUCCAGCUAAAGAUACUGUAGUGUGGGUUCACCCCACCUCUGUGAUGGCCUCAGGUUUUUCAGUUUUAUUCCCAGUCCCAAUUUUUUUUUUGUCUUUGAUUUACUGAAUAAAAACAAGCUGUUUGUUCUUCAGACAUUCCAAACGUCACUGUAAACCUGCUUUCGUCGGUGUGUUAACCUACUGUUAAACUGCCUUAAUAACUUUUUGUGUCCGAUCAUCUCGGUUCAAAGAUGUUUGUGUUUAUCCUAAAAACACUGAUCGUUUUGAUUAUGAAGACUGAUAAACCGUGUCUUUGUUGAACUGUUCCGUGCUCUUUUUAAAAUCUGAAUGCAUUAAGAAAUAAAUAGAAUAAAAUGUGAUUUUUUUUAAAUUUUUUUUUAUAGCA